CUCCUGUACGCAUGCGCACUGAUAGAAGCGGAUAGCUUACGACAGCGUAGCGGAGCCGCACGAGGAGAAGUAGAGGAAGAAAUUAAAGUAAAAACAAAGAAAUAAAGAAAAUAAAAGUGAGAAUAAAGAGAAGAGAGAGCGACAGAGGAGGGAUGAACCAGUUGGAGCGUCCAAAAGACGAGGAGGACCAGGAAGAGUCAGAGUGUCACCAGGACAACAGUGAUGGGACCAACAACAACAACAACAACAACAGACGCAAGACGGUGUGUCCGGCUGUAGGAGAACAUCCUCUUCAGUACAACUACACAUUCUGGUACAGCAGAAGAACUCCCAGUCGUCCUGCCAGUUCUCAGAGUUACGAACAAAACAUCCGACAGAUCGGCACCGUGGCAUCGGUGGAGCAGUUCUGGAGGUUUUACAGUCACCUGGUCCGACCCGGAGAUCUAAGUGGACACAGUGACUUCCACCUGUUCAAGGAGGGAAUCAAACCCAUGUGGGAGGAUGAGUCUAACCGCAGUGGGGGGAAGUGGAUCAUUCGACUUCGUAAAGGUUUGGCCAGUCGGUUCUGGGAGAACAUCAUACUGGCCAUGAUGGGAGAGCAGUUCAUGGUGGGAGAGGAGAUCUGUGGAGCUGUGGUCUCUAUACGCUUCCAGGAGGACAUCUUGUCAAUCUGGAACAGAACGUCCAACGACCAAACAACGACGUCCAGAAUCAGAGACACUUUAAGACGAGUCCUGAACCUUCCAACCAACACCAUCAUGGAGUAUAAGACCCACAACGACAGCCUCAGGGACCACUCAAGCUUCAGGAACACAAAGAUUUCCCUCUGAAGACGAACCCAUCAGCUGACUGUCCUCCUGUCUUAUCAGUAUGCAGAUUGUUACACUCUGCUCUCUCAUUGGCGUGUGUGUGUGUGUGUGUGUGUGUGUGUGUGUGUGUGUGUGUGUGUGUGUGUGUGUGUGUGUGUGUGUGUGUGUGUGUGUGUGUGUGUGUGUGACACACGCACGCGCCAAUAAACUGAUCGGGGGGAGGGGGGUUGGUCUCCUGUGAGGAUUUUGUAUUUUUGACUGUUUUUGGUUUGUUUGUGUAAAUAAAAGUGAAUCUUUUGUUUAUUUGUCUGAUAAAAUAACAAGUGAUGAAAUAUACAACACAGACGAGAUGAAUUCAGAGUCCAACUUUUUUUCACUGUUCAGUUUCUGAAAUAAAGGAAAUGAAUGUUUGCUGCA
Molecule: messenger RNA, 1226 nt
Organism: Dicentrarchus labrax (European seabass)
Lineage: Eukaryota; Metazoa; Chordata; Actinopteri; Moronidae
Gene: eif4e2rs1
Product: eukaryotic translation initiation factor 4E family member 2 related sequence 1
Exons: 7
Coding region: 153-830 (225 amino acids)
Biological process (GO): translational initiation
Cellular component (GO): cytoplasm; eukaryotic translation initiation factor 4F complex
Molecular function (GO): translation initiation factor activity; RNA 7-methylguanosine cap binding
Source: RefSeq, a predicted model, not a curated record